Carassius carassius (crucian carp) is the source of this 4081-nucleotide messenger RNA. Its product is annotated as regulator of G-protein signaling 12-like. Gene Ontology annotation, biological process: signal transduction. Lineage: Eukaryota; Metazoa; Chordata; Actinopteri; Cypriniformes; Cyprinidae. The record is from RefSeq and is a predicted model, not a curated record. Bases 51 to 1550 code for a protein of 499 amino acids. The transcript is spliced from 13 exons. Gene Ontology annotation, molecular function: GTPase activator activity.
AGUGUGUGAAGGACUGUACCAGUAAAACAGGAAGAGCCGGUGUGUGUAUCAUGCCACCAGAGUACCCUGCUGUGUUGCAGACUUCAGUGUGUGUUUGUGUUGGUGAAGAGAGUGACUUACACAUGUCUUUCUGUGUUUUCUUGCAGUCUGCGGCUGUCGCCGAUGGUGAGCUGAACAGUGUGGACCUGAAAGGCUGCGGCAGUGAUAACAGUCUGAACAGCAAUGCCAGCCUACCUAGCGUGCAAUGCCAUAGACGCCACACUGAACGGCGCGUUGCAUCAUGGGCCGUCUGCUUCGAGCGGCUGCUACAGGAUCCCGUCGGUGUCCGAUACUUCUCGGAGUUUCUGAAGAAGGAGUUCAGUGAGGAGAAUAUUUUAUUUUGGCAAGCAUGUGAAUAUUUCAGUCAUGUUCCUGGAACAGACAAGAAACAGCUGUCCCAGAGGGCCCGAGAGAUCUACAACAGCUUCCUGUCGAGUAAGGCCACCACACCCGUCAACAUUGAUAGUCAGGCUCAGUUGGCUGAUGACAUCCUCAACGCUCCGAGGCCAGACAUGUUCAAAGAGCAGCAGCUACAGAUCUUUAACCUGAUGAAGUUUGACAGUUACACUCGCUUCCUAAAGUCCAACCUGUAUCAAGAAUGUAUGCUUGCAGAGGUGGAGGGCCGUCCUCUUCCAGACCCCUACCAGGUCCCCAGUAGUCCCACGUCCAAACACAGCACAAGCUCUGACCGCUCCAACCUCUCUACACCUAAAAAGGAUGACAAAAAGAGUAAAUCGGGAAGGUCACUAAAUGAAGACAGCAGAGAUGAACAUAGCGAUAAAAAGAAAAGUGUUUUCUUCUCCUGGUCCAGAAAUAGAAGUUUCGGAAAAGGAUCUAAGAAGAAGGACCUUGGAGACUACAGCUUUACUGGUAAUAACGGACGGAGAGAAUCACAGGGCUCUUUGUCGUCUGGUGCGAGUUUGGAACUUGCAACCUCUGGGUCUGGAAAAAACGAGGGUGAGGUGUCGCGUAACUCCAUGUCGUUGUCUGAGCGUGCCGUGCGUCACUGUAACAUUAACCUUCCGGAUGGUUCAUGCAGCUCGGUACCCAUCAGGCCUGGCGUCUCCAUCAGAGAGCUGCUCUUAGGCUUGUGUGAGAAGCUCAGUAUUAAUCUGGCUGCUGUGGAUCUGUUCUUAGUAGGAGGAGAAAAGCCUUUAGUGUUGGACCAGGACUGCAUGACACUGUGCUCCAGAGAUCUGCGGCUGGAGAAACGUACGCUAUUCCGACUGGAUCUGGUGCCUAUAAACCGUUCUGUUGGGCUGAAAGCAAAACCCACCAAGCCAGUUACAGAAGUGCUGAGGCCGGUGGUGGCCAAAUAUGGCCUGAACUUAGGAGACCUGGUGGCCAGGAUAAGUGGAGAGAAAGAGCCGCUGGAUCUUGGGCUUCCUAUAUCUAAUCUAGAUGGACUGAGGGUGGUUCUGGAAGCAGGAGACCAUGUUCCAGGAAAAGGCAAGAUGCACAUACACAUAACAGGACAGACAUCCUUCGCAUCAUCCAGUCUGACUCUUUGAUUUUACACACUGUGAAAAAAAUAUCAUGAAGGUCAGAGAAUUUUAUUUCCUACAUAUGUAUUUUAUAGUUAUCUAGAUCUGUAAUUCCUCUUGAUAGCUGUAUAAACAAUUAGGCAUCUGUAAGGUCCCUUUUGAAAUAGAAAUGCACUUUAGUUUACUUUUAAAAAGAAAUAAUACACUUUAAAAGAAUAUACUUAAGUGCAAACUAAAUGGAAUGGUUUAGACAUUUAAUUGUGUGUUAAUUUCAAUUAAAUGAAAAUAUAUUAUUGUUGAAUUUUAUUAUUCUAUUGUUUUUGAAAUAUGGUUGUAAGAGUGCUGCCAAAUAUUCUGAUGAGCAUUCAUGGUAAACUAAAAUAUACUUUAAUGUGAUUUGUUUUAUUUACAUAUAUUUGUAAUGAUGAAGGUGCAAUUGCGUACAUUUAAAAUGUAUUAAUGUAAUGUAAUACAGAAUCACAUACUACAGUAAAAAUUAUAGUCAAGUUCAUAUGCGUUAGUAUGUGUCAACACAUCAAAGUAAGUGUACUCAUUCACUUUGCAUUAUGAAAGUAAAAUGGGUUAUGUAUGCCUUGCUUGCUCUUAAGCUUGAACAGAAUAAGUUAACUUUCUCCCUCUCUAAACAGACAAACAAAAGCUGGUCUCAUCUAAAAGUCUUGGUCCACCUCUGUCUACGCGAAGCCAGUCUGCCACAGGGGAGGACAAAGCGGCAGGAAAGGCUUCGGCUGUGAAAACCAGGGCCCAGGUGGAAAAGCGCAAACAGAAAAAGCUUAAUAUAGAUGAAGCUGAAGAAUUCUUCGAGCUCAUAUCCAAAGCACAGAGCAACAGAGCUGACGACCAGCGGGGUUUGCUGAACAAAUCCGACCUUGUCCUUCCGGACUUCCUGCGCCUCGACACGGAAGCAGACAGCAACAACCUCAGCUCCACCCCUGUCUCCCACAAGAGCCGGCCCCGAUCCAAGGAGAACGGCUCCGCACUCAGUGCCAGUCACCAAUCGCAGAGCUUAGAUUUAACGGUGGAUGGCACAGUGCCUAGACGUGCCCUGCUUCCUUCCAAUAACGCUCUCAGAAACGCAGCAGGCCGAAAUCUACCACCAUUUAGUUCCUCACUAUCCCCAGUACCACACUCGCAAAGAGGGGGCUCGUCCGGGAUCACAGACUGGAGGAGUGAUGGAGGGUUCCAGGCACUGGAGGAAGAUGAGAGCAGCACGGACCUGACAUUUGUCGCAGAAGGCGACAUCACAAGCCCUAACAGCUCUCUCCUUCACCAUUCCCCUAUGCCUCUCCUUCCCUCCCCAGACCGACUGCACCUUCUGAGGGAGGACACUUUCCAGGACAGCUGGGCUCGAUCAGGUACCUCUCCUGUGUGAACAAACUACGCUCGCAUGUGUUAUCCUCACCUCUCUCUGGUCCCUCCUGAAGAUGUGUGUGAUUUCUGAGUGCUGUGGAUUUGCUGUGUUCCUCAUCAUAAGCCCUAUGCCAAACCCUGGCAAAACCACCUCCAUCCCAUGUACAUUUGACACCCUUUAAGCACUUUAAUGAAGAAUCGAAAAAGAGACUUCUACCUACAAUGCAUUUGACAGUUUAUUUUCCCCUGAAAGUAUUUUAAAACAACUAGCCACACACAAUCUUGACAAUCAUUGACUUUACCCAGCUUUUAUUCCACUGAGAGAAACAAUAGAAUUACUGUAGCCAGUCGGACUGAUUUAAGGUUAGUAGUGAACUGUCUUCCUUGCUUUCUGCAUAAAUCUGCCCUCUGGCUGAUCACAUGAUGGCCUUAACAGGAGCCACGACUGACUGAACUAAACAUGUGAUAGUUCUUCGACAUUAAAUAUAAACUACACAUCAGACUUGGAGUGUUUGAAGUGACAAACACCCUCGUUUAUGCAUGAUUAUAUUUAUCUGUUCAAAAGAGUUGUUCAAAUGAUGUGAAUACACAAAAUGGACUAAAACUUAAAUGGCCUCAAUCAGUUUUAGUACGACAAAGGCCUCACCUUACCUCUCAAUGGUUACCAGUAGCGUGCCUUCCAUGAACCUAUCCAUGAAACCUAAAUAUAUACAAAGAGUCUUCAAUAACUUCUCAUGACCUCACAUUUCUAUAUUUCAAUCUUAAAUUGAGACCUCAGAGCUUUUAUUUUUUUCAUUUGUCCAUCGUAUUCUUACGUACAUGCAAUUCAACAAUGUGUAGUUACGCAGAUCGCUUCCUGUUUAUCACCAUGACAUCACUUCCAUGUUUUUUUUAAGCUACGGUAUCAUAUGUUACUUAUGUAAUAUAAUCCUAAAAAAGGAUUAAUUUAUCCAGGAUGAAACUUCAGUAUAUCUUGAUAAAAUACUAAAUGUGUACAUAGUUUCUGUUACAUAUGUGUGAUUUAUUGCUAUGUUGAGUUGCCGACAUUGUUAAAUUGUUCUCCAUUCAGUUCCUUCCUGUAGCAGUCUUUUUUGUAGACAACCAAUAUCUCUACUUGGAAUGAUAUUUCUGCAAACCUGUAAAUAGAGUUAAAUAAAUGUUAGGGGUGAGAUCUUUCUCCCUUCCUCUUA